CAACACUCAUACAUCCCACUGAAGCCAUCAAGCCAGCGAUGGGAGCGGCUGCUCUUUAGACACACUUAGUCAUUUCUGAUCAUCAUUUGGAAUACAGAGCUCUGGUUAAUGCUUUUCAUCAACGUGGAACCACUGAGGAGAAGAAUUUUGAAUUUGACCUAGCGUCCAUGGUUGGUCGACACAACAGACACUCAUCAGAAGACAGCAGUAGGCGGUUGGGGAUAUUGAGCUGGGUCAUAGAAUUGAAAUAGCAGCUCAAGUAAGUGUCCUAUAGACCAAGGGUCAAAAUGUCUUCAAUGUUUGCCCCAAUGCUCUACUGUCUGCUCUUCUUCAAUGUGCAGGCAACAGUGUUUGGGUCAACUGGCAUUUAUAUUGGAGGCUUCAUUGUUGAGGGGAUAUUUGAACAGAAUAUAACUUUACAAGACAUAAAGGACAACUAUGUCAAUGAGACGGAAAUCACGGAUGCGGUACUACUUGCAGAGUGUGAAAUAUUUGACAAUAAAUCAAAAUGUCAGUGCAAGGAGAGUGGGAGUCGCUGGAGUGAGCUGGAGUGUCAGGACUAUCGAUGUUGCAUCCUGUCAGUCAGUGAACCUACCGUUUUGAGAGGAGAGUUUACAAUUGAUAAUAUCACAUCCAAUGCAGAUCUGCAAAAUUUGACAGACCUGCAUUUAUAUCAUUCAAUGAAGCCAACUGGAAAAAUUACUGAUGCUGUGGAAGUAGCAGAAUGCAGAGGCAGCGGGAAUGAAACUGAAUGUGAGUGCAUGUCGGAUCAUAUCUGGACUAGCACUGUCUGUGAGAACCACACUCACUGCUGUAACAAUCCCAAGUGCAAAGCAGAAGAUCUAGAAGACUUUACACCUAUGUGCCUCCCCAAAGUAAACGUUAAACUGACAGGGAAAGUUAAAUCCAAACUGACAUCGAAGAGAUCGACAGCUUCGGGAUUGGACAGCAACAUUGAAAAUGUGCUAAAACACACCUUUCAAGAAAUGAGUGGUUUGAAAACCAUGUCCGCAAACAGGAGCACUGACAGACAGAGUGCUGAAUUCAGUGUGACGCUUGAGGCAGUGUUUAAGACUGUACAACUUCAAAAGCUGAUCAAUAAGCUGCAGGACAACUUGUCUGCCACCAUAGAGGUUGAAUCAGUAGGAAUUGUUGAAAUAUCCAAACUAUCUGAGGGAGAACGUUAUGAAUUAAGCUGUGACCUAGAAGACCAAAUGGGGCAGUGCAGCUGGCUUUUGAAGACAGACAAUAAGGAAAUAGUUGUUGGGCCGGGAAUCGAAAUCAAAAUGGAUUGUGUUGUUAAUGGGUCUUCAUACUCUAAGACCACUCUGCUGCUGAAAGAAAAUGCUAGGGCAGGUUUGUACACUUGCAGAUUAACCAGUGGCUCAAUUUCACAUAAGGCCUCUGUAGAAUUAGAUAUACCAGAGCGCCCUGAUAUCAUCAUGGAAAGUGAACCACAGACUGCAGACUGCACAGAGGGCUCAAAGAGCAUCAAUGUCAGUUGUGAAAUCACAUCUAAUCGAAAUGAUUUCAACAUUACUUUGUCCUGUCCUGGUAAUAGUGUUGAAAAAGAUAAAUCCCUGCAUGUGAACAUCCCCUGUGACGAUAAAUCUGAAAAUCUCAAUUGUAUCUGUAAAGUCACCCAUUAUGAUGCAGCAUAUGAUUACAACCAAACAGUCACUCUAACAGUCCCAGUCUUAAAAUCUGACAGUGCUUUCUGUGCGGGAAAGGAUGAAUGGCCAAAAACAAAGGUAGGCUCAACAGCUACUCAAAGAUGUGAACAAGGAAGAGUUGGGUAUAAAAGCCGCACGUGUGUAGGAAAAGACGACUGGGGGAUCGUGUCCGACUACUGUGUUAGGGAAGAUGUAGAAAAUCUGAUCCAAUCAGCAACGGACAUUGCCGAUGGCUAUGGAAACACCCCUGAGGAAGUUGGCAACAUUUUUUCUGAUAUGACGGAUGUCAGCAGUCUUGAGAAGGAAGCAACGCUGGCAGACGUGGAAGCCUUUAUCAACAUUCUGGAUGCAUUGAACACGGCAACAUCCAAUAUUGUAGUAAUGAAUAAAUCAGUUAUGACUGAUUUUGUAGAGUCAGCCAGCAAUGUCUUAUCUAUGGAUUGGAGUGGUGCCAAUAAAACACACGAAAAGAAUCUGUCUGUGAACUACCUGCAAUCUCUUGAGGGGCUGCUGCAGAACAUCCAAGUGAACCAGAGCUUAGAAUACAACACCACACUCCUGCAAUUACAAGUUCGACAAAAAGACAUCAGCCAACCUAGAACCGUCUUUGAUGUCACACUGUCGCUGUCCACUUCAGCAGAGCUGGUCAAAAUUUUAGCAAUUAAGAACCUGAGUGACCUGCUACCGGUUUCUCCGAAAAGGAAGAGCAAUAGCCUAGUGGUGACCGUUGCUCUGCAAAGCAAAAAAAACGAGACCUCAACCACAAUCGACCUUGUGUUUAAUCUGACGCAGAAUAGGCCACGAAACCAUGAGAUAUUCUGCGUGAACUGGCAGAACAGUCCUGGAAAGUGGGGCGAAGAAGACUGUAACUGGAUACCAAAGAAUGACUCUCAUGCAAUAUGUCAGUGUUUCCUCAAGGGAAAGAAGACCGAGACUGAAAAGCCCGGGGAUCCAGUGAUCACCAGGAGAAGGACUUGGUCCCUUUCAGCGCUUGUGUCCGGGCACGCCAUUGUGCUGGAAGGCCUUGACCUGAUCACCUUAAUUGGGCUCGGUGCCUCAACCUGUUCCCUUGUCAUCUUCAUAUUCGUGGAGGUUCUCGUAUGGAAGGCUGUCACCAAGACGAACAUUGCAUUUUUCCGUCACACAGCACUGGUCAACAUAGCCACGUUCCUUCUUCUGGCCAACAUCAUCUUUUUUGUGACCUUCUCAAUAAAGGAUUUCUCUAAGCACGAAACCUGGUGCCUUGUCUUGGCGUUGGCCAUGCAUUUCUCCUACCUGGUCAUGUUCUUCUGGAUGUUUUGCCUGAGCAUGAUGCUUCUCCAUCAGCUAAUGUUCGUCUUCUCUCCUGUGAUGAGGAAGACAUUCUUCUUCCUCUCCGUCUCCAUUGGCUACAUCUGCCCCAUGGUGACUGUGUCCGUCACAUACGCGUAUUACAAUCUGACCGAUGGCUCCUACUAUGACCCACAAACCUGCUGGCUGAAAUACGAAGGGGAGCUUCAAGGCUCAAUCCACGCAUUCCUGUUCCCAGUGGGAGUCAUCGUUCUGAUUAACCUGUUCACCAUGAUUAAGGUGAUUGUCACACACCUGAGGCCCAAGGUUUCGGCGGGCACGGUGGACGAGAAGGAGAUAGCGAGAAGCAUCCUCAAGGUCAUUGCAAUUCUUACCCCUGUCUUUGGCGUGUCAUGGGCGCUGGGAUUUUUAGUGUUCUUGAUGGAUCUCGCUCACGGAACAUUACCAAAGAUAGUGAACUAUGCUUUCACUAUCACAACCUCACUGCAGGGGUUCUUCAUUUUGCUCACUGGAAUACUAGGGGAGACAAAGGUUCAAGAUGAAGUUUCGAAAUAUGUCAGUUGCACGAAACCAGAGAGAAGCGAGAGCACAAGGAAUCUUACAUCAUCAUCCCUCAAGAAGAAUUGAUCCCUAUUUCGACCAGAUCUGAAGGCGUUCCACAGUUGCGACACGGCAAAGCAGGAGCUGAGUCACCUUAAUUAGCAAGCUCAGAAGACACACUUUUCUUCUCAAGUUAAAGAAAUUAUACAUAGAUAUAUGUUUGAAUUAAAUUUGAUAAUUUACUCGCAAUGAACAAUAUGAGAUAUGAUGUAUUUUUCCUGUUGAGAUUUAAAUAUGCAAAAACAGAUUUAAUAAUCUAGUAAU
This is a messenger RNA of Sardina pilchardus (European sardine), 3827 nucleotides long. Its product is annotated as adhesion G-protein coupled receptor F3-like. Gene Ontology annotation, molecular function: G protein-coupled receptor activity. The coding region runs from base 288 to 3590 and encodes 1100 amino acids. Gene Ontology annotation, cellular component: membrane. The record is from RefSeq and is a predicted model, not a curated record. Gene Ontology annotation, biological process: adenylate cyclase-activating G protein-coupled receptor signaling pathway; cell surface receptor signaling pathway. NCBI's taxonomy places the organism in Eukaryota, Metazoa, Chordata, Actinopteri, Clupeiformes, Clupeidae. The transcript is spliced from 21 exons.